Messenger RNA from Lycium barbarum (goji berry), 958 nucleotides. RefSeq lists its product as uncharacterized. Bases 149 to 958 code for a protein of 269 amino acids. The record is from RefSeq and is a predicted model, not a curated record. Lineage: Eukaryota; Viridiplantae; Streptophyta; Magnoliopsida; Solanales; Solanaceae. The transcript has 5 exons.
UAAAGGUAUAAGCUCUAUAUUAGUACAACUAUAUCACUGUUUAUUUUUUGGUGAGAAGCACAACUAUAUCAAAUUAUAAAGGUAUAAGCUAACCAAUGUUUUAUUCUUGAAGCCCAAGUUCUUCUUUAGGACAACCGAGUCAUUUGCAAUGGGACAUGUCUAUAAAUCUAUUGGAAAGAAGUGGGAUGCAAAUAAAAAUAACUUGUGGAAGAUACAUGAAGACCUGCUUAAAAGUAAAAUUGAGAUUAUUGAAAGUGUGCCGGAUGCGAUUCCACGUAAUCAAUGGAUUUCUUUUGUUGAUUACCAAUAUAAAGAUUCAACAAAGGCAAUGCGAUUAAGAAAUGCUGAAAAUCGAAAGAAACAGACUAUACCACACACAGGCGGCUCCAAAGCCAAUGCUACGAGAAGGGCUGAAAUGAUGGCUCAGACUGGACAAAGGCCUGGACGAGCACAAAUAUACCUUGCUACUCAUAAGAAUCAAGAUGGAGUAUAUGUUAAUGAAGUAGCAAAAGAAAUAUGCGAAAAAAUUGAGUUAGCUUUAAGCCAAAGCAUCAUAGACGAGUCUCAAAUUUCGCAAAAUGAUGUCGUCGGCAAGGUGCUAGGAGAAGAGCACUCUGGGAGGGUGAGGUGCUUGGGAUUAGGACCUAUCCCCAAUAAAGUUUUUAAACAAGCAAGACCUCGUUUCGGCGGUACAAGUGCUUCAAGAAGUGAAGGUUCAUGUUCGUCCCAAUGUCAACAGAACCAUAAGAAAAUGAUGAAUGCUCAAGAAAAAAUGAUGAAUGCUUUCAAGUCAUAUAUGAUAAUGAAAGAAGGGACGAUACCAGAACAGUUUGCGGGGUUCUUUGCUUCUUCUUCGGCGGUUUCUCCUACAACACCAAGUGAUGCGGCUAGUGGAUCCCUUUCGCCCAUGGAUGCAAGAAGAUCAUGCGGUGAUAGUAAUCAUAGUGACAACUGUUGA